Molecule: messenger RNA, 3832 nt
Organism: Dioscorea cayenensis subsp. rotundata (Guinea yam)
Lineage: Eukaryota; Viridiplantae; Streptophyta; Magnoliopsida; Dioscoreales; Dioscoreaceae
Product: putative disease resistance protein RGA3
Exons: 3
Coding region: 11-3832 (1273 amino acids)
Biological process (GO): defense response to other organism
Molecular function (GO): ADP binding
Source: RefSeq, a predicted model, not a curated record
GACCGCGCUAAUGUUACUCCGCUCUCAACAAAAUCUCGGCUGUGACUCUAAUCACCUCCCACCGGACAGAAUGGCAGGACUUUUCUCCAAUGCCUUUGAGAUGAUCACCGAGUUAUUGGCACUCCAUGCCCUUCAAUAUCUGCAACCCAUUUGGAAAGGAGUUGAUGAGCAGCUCCGAGAACUCCACAGGACCUUAGUGUUCAUCCAGCCGACUGUUGAAGAUGCAGAGGAGAGGCAGUUGACGGACAAGGCUGUUAGGGGCUGGCUUUUGGAGCUCAAAGAUGCAGCCUCUGAUGCUGAAGACAUUCUGGACGAAGCCAAGACGCAUGAACUACUCAUCCAGCGCAAGGAAGAGCUUUCUGGUCAUCCAAGAAGCGAGGUGCGUGAAUUCUUUCGUCUUGAUCAUAACACACUCUUGUUUAAACUUCAGUUGGGGGACAAGCUCAGAAACGUCAAUGAGAGAAUAAUUAGCCUCAUUAAGGAGAUGAACGAGUUCAACCUGAGGGUUGUUCAAAACAACAGCAUAUCUUGGAGGAACAGGCCUCAAACCCACUCAUUUGUGCGUGAAUCACGAGCUAUUGGAAGAGAUGAAGAUAAAGACAAGUUGGUGCAGAUGCUGAUCCGUGAUACUUCUUAUGAUAUAGCUGUGGUUUCUAUAGUCAGUAUGGGUGGGAUGGGUAAGACGACACUUGCUCAGUUGGUCUAUGGAGAUGAAAGGAUCAAGAAACAGUUUAAGCUACGCAUAUGGGUAUGUAGGGUGCUGCAACAGAGGCUGCGAAAAGAAUUGGGGCAGAAGAGAUAUUUGCUGGUAUUAGAUGAUGUAUGGAAUGAAGAUUUCCAAAAGUGGGAUGCUCUUAGAAACAUGUUACUCGAUGGAGGAGAAGGAAGCAGAAUUCUUGUGACCACACGCAAUGAAAAAUGCUCUCGAGUGAUGGGUGUUCAGAAACCUUAUUUUCUGAGCCGUUUAUCAGAAGAAAGCUCUUGGAAUUUAUUUGAACAGAAAGCAUUUUCUGUAGGUGUACCAAAGCCACCAAAAUUGUUGGAGAUUGGUCAAGAGAUUGUCAAGAAAUGUCAAGGAUUACCACUUGCUAUUGAAGUUAUGGGGUGUAUCAUGCACUGUAAGAGCGAAGAAAGUGAAUGGCAGGCCGUGUUGGAAAAUAUUGAAACAUGGAAGUUACAAAAUACGCAAAAUGAAAUCAUACGAGAGCUGUGGCUGAGCUAUGUUGAUUUGCCUACUCAUUUAAAGAAAUGUUUUGCCUUUUGCUCCAUAUUCCCAAAGGAUCACAAUCUUGAGGAAGAGAAGCUGAUUCAAUUUUGGAUGGCUCAUGGGUAUAUUCCAUCUCAAAAAGGAAAUGAUGUGGAAGUUGAAGGGCGAGAGCUUUUCACCGAGUUAAUAAGGAGAUCUCUUUUACAAUAUCAACAUACUUCUCAUGCUGAAACAAUUGGAAGAGUGUGUAAGAUGCAUGAUCUCAUCAAUGAUCUGGCAUACUUUGUAAUGGAGAAUGAAUGCUUCCCAUCGUUGAGAAGCAGUGCAGCCACCGAAAUCUCAUUAAGGCCACGUCAUUUGCAAUUAGAUGCCAAUGAAAAUUAUAACCAAGGUGAUUGCUCCAUCAUCCGCACUGUGCUAUAUUGUGGAAGAGACUUAAGUUUGUUGUCAAAGCUGAAGUUGGUGAGGGUGCUCGACUUGAGUGGUACACGCAUUAACAAGUUUCCUGCAGCAAUUGAGCAUUUGCACCAUCUAAGAUACCUUGAUAUUUCUGGUACUCUAAUUAGGAAACUACCGGAAUCCAUUUGUAUGCUGGUUAAUCUGCAGACAUUGAAACUGUAUGGUUGUCGUGAAUUUUCCGAGCUUCCCAACAGCAUAACAUACAUGAACAGUCUUAGACACCUUAUUUUUGAUCAAUGCCCAAAGUUAAAGGUAUUCCCUGCUGGUUUGAGUCGACUACAAAACUUGAAAACACUAACUAGAUUUACUGUGGGAGAUGAUGCAAAUAACAACAUAAGACAAUUAAAGUUUUUGAAUUUGGGUGGUAAAGUUCAGUUGUAUAACCUCCAGAAGGUGAAGAAUGCUGGUAACGCUCAAGAAGCUAAUUUGCGCCACAAAGAAAAUAUUGACACAUUAAUAUUAAAUUGGGGAGCAUGGGAUGUUGCAGUAUGUGAUGAAUAUUGUUCAAUGGAAAUUGCGGAGGAGGUGUUGGAAGCCUUGAAACCUCAUGCUAAUGUGAAAGAACUUGAAGUUUUUCAUUAUCCAGGCAAACAAUUUCCAAUGUGGAUGCAAGGAAGGCAACAAUUUCAAUAUCUACAUCGGAUCGAACUGCUGGAAUGCAGAGAAUGUGAGCAACUCCCUCCACUCGAGAUAUUACCUUGUCUGGAGUAUCUCAGGCUGUGGAAAAUGGAUGGCAUCAAACACAUUGUUAACAACAGAGGAGGCAAUGCACUGCAAUCAUUCCCUGCAUUAAAGAAGUUGAUUUUAUAUGAUUUGAAGAACUUAGAGGGGUGGUGUCUGGAGGAGGGUAAAGAAGCAAAUCUGUCCUUGUUUCCAUGCCUCAUUCAUAUGGUUAUUACAGGAUGCCCCAAGUUGACAACCUUGCCACUCAAGAUAUUACCCCGUCUUGAGGAUCUCAGUAUCAGUCACAUGGAUGGCAUCAAACACAUUGCUAGCAACAGAAGAGGCAAUGCACUGCAAUCAUGCCCUGCAUUGAAGAACUUACGGUUAGAAUCAAUGUGGAACCUAGAGGGGUUGUCUGUGGAGGAGGGUAGAGAAGCAAAUCAGUCCUUGUUUCCAUGCCUCAUUUCGAUGGAUAUUAGAAGAUGCCCCAAGUUGACAACAACAAUGCCACCCAUUCCGACUCUCCAAAAGUUAUAUGUGCGGCAAUCAUUCUGUGAGACACAAAUCUCUCUCAUGCCCAGGAAAGGAAGGUUUUUCAAGCAUUUGAAAUCUCUUCGGAGGUUGACUAUACAUUCCUGUACUGAGGAGUUGUUUUUGUUGCUGGAAAAUGAAGAGGAGGCAAGAGCCGUGAAGUCAUCACUUGAGUAUUUGGCUAUUGAAAAUUGCAAUCAGCUAUCCUUAACAUUGGUUUUGCAGAACCUUACAUCUCUAAGAGAGCUAUGGGUGCAUUUGCUUGAAAAUCUGGUGUCAUGGCCAGACAAUUUGGGAUGUUUGAAGUCCCUCAAUAAGCUGACAAUUAGUUCUUGUAAUAAUUUGAUCGGUGCAUCAUCACAAGGCGACCAUGGUCCACCAUUUCUAAAGGAUCUUCAUGUUUCUGGCUGUGCUGCCCUGAGAGAAUUGCCCACGUGCCCCAAAUCACUCCAAUCCUUGAGUAUUGACAAUUGUCCACUAAUGGAGUCUUUGUGGCCAGAAGUGGGACACCUUACUUCACUAUCCAGGUUAGAAGUGUCUCUUUGUCCCAAGCUGGUGUCUCUAUCAGACGAGAUGCAAGCCCUCACUUCCCUUCAGUAUCUAUCUAUUGCAUAUUGCCCGGCACUGAAGUCAUUCCCAGAAGGCCUCCAACAACUACUUCCUACUCUAAAAUCACUAACAAUCCAAGGAUGCCCGAAGCUAGGGAGGUUAUGCAAGCCUGGAGGAGCCUAUUACGACCUUUUCUCUACCAUCUUAGAUAAACGAAUAGAAGAACAGCCAAAACAGCUAGAUAGGUUACCCAGGCUACAUGGAGGAGAAGACUAUGACAAUCAUCUGUCUACCAUCUCAGAUGAAGGUAUAGGAGCACCGCCAGAACAGACAGUCCAAGUUCCUCAUGUGAUUAUUACUGGUGCCAAACAAGCUCUGAAGUGCAUUGCCACAAAGUGCUUCCUUCUAUUAGCUGGUUUUUGA